Dromaius novaehollandiae (emu) is the source of this 2460-nucleotide messenger RNA. It is a transcript of the gene CLEC3B, whose product is annotated as C-type lectin domain family 3 member B. The coding region runs from base 194 to 799 and encodes 201 amino acids. NCBI's taxonomy places the organism in Eukaryota, Metazoa, Chordata, Aves, Casuariiformes, Dromaiidae. The record is from RefSeq and is a predicted model, not a curated record. The transcript has 3 exons. Gene Ontology annotation, biological process: bone mineralization; ossification.
AAAGCGCUGAGGAAUAAAAGCCGGCCCGGCUUUUGCUGCAGCGUUGGCUGGAGGCAGCCGAGGGCGAGCGGAGGCCGGGAGGCUGCGCCUGGCGCGCGCUCAGCGGGCGGCGCGGGGGCCGGGCGGUUUCGGCUGGAGCGGAGGCGAAGAGGGGCGGCCGGGGCAGCGCCGCGCCACUCGCCCGGGCAGCGGCAUGGCGCUCCGGGGAGCCUGCCUGCUCCUCUGCCUCGUCUCCCUCGCCCACGUCGCCGGGCAGCAGAACGGCAAAGUCAAGCAGAAGCCGGCCGCUUCCAAGAAAGAUGGCGUGAGCGUCAAAAUGAUCGAAGACCUGAAGGCCAUGAUCGACAACAUCUCCCAGGAGGUUGCGUUACUGAAGGAGAAGCAAGCACUUCAGACAGUUUGUCUGAAAGGCACCAAAAUCCAUCUAAAAUGCUUUCUUGCAUUUACUGAGACCAAGACCUACCACGAGGCCAGUGAAAACUGCAUCUCUCAGGGCGGCACCCUCAGCACCCCCCAAAACGGGGAGGAAAACGAUGCGCUCUACGACUACAUGCGGAAAAGCAUCGGCUCAGAGUCAGAGAUCUGGCUCGGCCUCAACGACCUGGCGGCCGAGGGCAAGUGGGUCGACAUGACGGGCACCGGCAUCCGCUACAAGAACUGGGAGACUGAAAUCACCACCCAGCCGGAUGGUGGCAAGUCGGAAAACUGCGCGGCCUUGUCGGGGGCCGCGGUUGGCAAGUGGUUUGACAAGAGGUGCAAAGACCAGCUGCCCUACGUCUGCCAGUUCAUGAUCGUGUAAUACCAGGGCUCCUCCUGCCAACCAGGUUAUGCCAUUUGGCAACAGGAUUAUAAAGCUAUAGGUAUGUGUAUGUGUACAUAUACACACACGCGCGCGCACACACACACACACACACAUUCAAAUAGAGUCACUCCUUGCAAAGAAAGUUGUUGUGGCUUGGUAACAGAUUAGAGAGAGUUAGACCUGAGCUGCAUUGCAUGCGGCUACAUCCAGCUCUGUUAGCAGCUGCACUGUUCUUACUAAGGCAUGGUUUAUAGAUAUAUUUUUUUUACACAGGAAAUUUAUUAGGAUGGCUUGAUUGUUUCAGCAAAGAACCAGUGCAACGUUCCAGCCUUGCAAACCAGCCCGUUCGGCUGUCUGGGGCAGCCGCUCUCCAAUUUCCCUCCCGUUCUUGCUGAAUUUUGUUGGAAGACCAGCAAAACUAGUUUGUGCUUUCUUCUCCUGUUUUGCUUCCUCAUAAACCCUGACAGCGGUCCGUGGGAGCUGGGCACAAGGAGCGCAGAACUGUGCUUCAGCCACUCACAGCACCCAGAUCCACUCCCUGCCCCCUCCUGAUCAAGGUCCUGUCUCAAAGCGUAGGGAUAGUUACUUCUGCUUUAUGCUGAGAGAUAUAGUUGGGCUUAAUGGCUGAGCACCAUACAACUCAAUAGGUGGUCAGACUAGUCCAGCUACGUGUAUGAAUGAAUGAAUUAGCAAAUAAGAGUCACGAGCUGAUUUGCUGAGAAGAAGGGUGUCCUUUUCAGAAGCACUUGCCAUUUGUUGGUUCAUUUCUCAUCAGUCAGCAGCAAAUGUUCCACUGAUUUCAGUGAGAGAGCUACCCCCAGUGCCAGAUCUUUUGAAAAUCCCACCAGAAGUUUUAUCUAUGCUCCAGCAUCAGAGAAGAAGCUGUGAUUGUUUUACAGCUUAGUCAAAUAUAUUCUUGGAAAUAGAAGAUGAAAGUAUUAGGUAAAUAACAGAAAUUUAAGGCAAUUAUGGCAUAGGCUGUCAUACAAAAGACAGCUGUCUAUUGAAAACAAAUCCCAAGAAAACUGAUUUUAGACACUUUAGGAAUCAUAUGAUCUGUUUUAGUGAUAGAAACUCAGUUGAAAUGAGCCAGUCCUUGUUGGUCAAGGCCUAGUUCUCAGCUAAAAUAACUCUCUGAGUUCUGUUUGGUCUGAUAAAGUCAUGCCCCACUGAAGAUCUUGCCUCAGUAUGUAUUUGCUGAGAAAACGGUUAACGCAAAAAAAAUUAAUUGAGCAGCAACGAUGGGAAAAAAAAACAAGUUGCAGGCCACUCUGACAGCUUAAUGAGGCUUUGUUAACAUUGAUUUGCUUACUGUUGGCCAAAAAAUAUCCGUGGUUCUUGGAACAUCAGUGCUAGAUAAUAACCCACCCAGUGUAGGAGAUAUGUCCCUUGUGCUGUCAGGUGGAGGGUGUCAGGAUGUAACACGCGCUCUUGGGGAGCCCACAGGAAAAGUAUUUCAAUGUGCCGCUUGGUUUAAAAUCAGCGCGAUUACGUGUCUUCCAAAAUGCUGAGUAGGAGAGCCAAGUUGGAGGAAUCGACAUACACACACACAGUGCAUACUUCUGAGGCUGUCAUUAUUGCCAAACUCUCCGCUGUUCAAUGACUAUAAAAUAAAAAUAUAUAUAGCUUGCUGAAAGAAUAAAGUUGAGUCAAUGUCA